Condylura cristata (star-nosed mole) is the source of this 2197-nucleotide messenger RNA. RefSeq names its product synapsin II (gene SYN2). Gene Ontology annotation, molecular function: ATP binding. The transcript has 13 exons. The annotation marks the transcript as partial. NCBI's taxonomy places the organism in Eukaryota, Metazoa, Chordata, Mammalia, Eulipotyphla, Talpidae. The record is from RefSeq and is a predicted model, not a curated record. Gene Ontology annotation, cellular component: synaptic vesicle; synaptic vesicle membrane. Gene Ontology annotation, biological process: neurotransmitter secretion.
UCCCAGGCCGUGAAGCAGACGGCCGCCUCGGCCGGCCUGGUGGACGCGCCCGCGCCCGCCGCCCGGAAGGCCAAGGUGCUGCUGGUCGUCGACGAGCCGGCCACCGACUGGGCCAAGAGCUUCCGUGGCAAAAAAGUCCUUGGAGAUUAUGAUAUCAAAGUGGAACAGGCGGAAUUUUCAGAGCUCAACCUGGUCGCCCACGCUGACGGGACCUACGCCGUGGAUAUGCAGGUGCUCCGGAACGGCACCAGGGUGGUCCGGUCUUUCCGGCCUGACUUUGUGCUCAUCCGGCAGCAUGCGUUCGGCAUGGCGGAGAACGAGGACUUCCGCCACCUCAUCAUUGGCAUGCAGUAUGCUGGCCUCCCCAGCAUCAACUCCCUGGAGUCCAUUUACAACUUCUGCGACAAGCCCUGGGUGUUUGCACAGCUGGUGGCCAUCUACAAGACUCUGGGAGGAGAAAAGUUCCCACUCAUUGAGCAGACGUACUAUCCCAACCACAGAGAGAUGCUAACACUGCCCACAUUCCCGGUGGUGGUGAAGAUUGGCCACGCUCACUCUGGCAUGGGCAAGGUCAAGGUAGAAAACCACUAUGACUUCCAGGACAUCGCUAGUGUGGUGGCCCUCACCCAGACCUAUGCCACCGCGGAGCCUUUCAUUGACGCCAAGUACGACAUCCGGGUCCAGAAGAUAGGCAACAACUACAAGGCUUACAUGAGGACCUCCAUCUCAGGGAACUGGAAGACGAACACUGGCUCGGCCAUGCUUGAGCAGAUCGCCAUGUCAGACCGGUACAAGCUGUGGGUAGACACCUGCUCAGAGAUGUUCGGUGGCCUAGACAUCUGUGCUGUCAAAGCUGUGCAUGGCAAAGAUGGGAAAGACUACAUUUUUGAGGUCAUGGACUGCAGUAUGCCACUGAUUGGGGAACACCAGGUGGAAGACAGACAACUCAUCACCGAACUAGUUGUCAGCAAGAUGAACCAGCUGCUGUCCAGGACACCUGUCCUGUCUCCUCAGAGACCCUUAACCACCCAGCAGCCACAGAGUGGAACACUUAAGGAUCUGGACUCCGGCAAGACCCCGCCUCAGCGGCCAGCGCCCCAAGGGGGCCCUGGGCAACCCCAAGGAAUGCAGCCCCCAGGCAAGGUGCUGCCUGCACACUGGCUCCCCCCUGGAUCAUCACUGCCCUCUUCCUCCUCCUCCUCCUCUUCCUCCUCCUCAGCUCCUCAGCGGCCAGGCGGCCCCACCACCCACGGAGAUGCACCUUCCAGCGGCAACUCCCUGGCAGAGGCCCAGCCACCCCCAGCUGCUCCACCACAGAAGCCCCAGCCUCACCCACAGCUCAACAAGUCGCAGUCCCUGACAAAUGCCUUCAGCUUCUCUGAGUCCUCCUUCUUCCGGUCUUCAACCAGUGAGGAUGAAGCCAAAGCGGAGACCAUCCGGAGCUUGAGGAAGUCCUUUGCCAGCCUCUUUUCAGAUUAGCUCUCCAGACAUAUGGGGGCACCUGAGACAUUUGCCAACAACACUCAGCCACACUUGGUGGCUCUGUCCCACGGCCGUGAUGCGCGUGGCCCCCUCCUCUGCUCUGUUGUGCUCAGUGAUGUCAUGCAGCUCAGAAAGGCCCAUGGGAAGGUCUCAGGGCAGGUGCCUAACCAGGGAGGGGCACCUGCCGUUGGGUGGAGCUGCUGUCCUGUAGUCAGGAGAUCGUCCUGUGCGGUCCUGUUCAUUCGGUUCGCUGUGAGUCUAGUGGCCUUAUCGUGACUGCGCCAUCUUGUCUUACUCUUUCAGGACUUCGCCCUGUGGGCUCCUGGCAGCUUACCCUAGCUCAGAUGCAGUGCGAAGCAUGCCCCCCAUUAGCCAGUGCUGCCUGUCUGGUUGUCUGUCCCUAACCCAAAGUCCUCUUUGGCUCUGAGUGUUAGGAACUUGCCCGUAUGUGGAAUCCUUGUCACAUCUGUUUAAGACACACCUGCCCUGCUCAUGAGACUCCUCAAUUUCCAUCAUGGGGAAGCACCAUUAGUGAGCCCAGAUGGAGAGGACCAGGAGCCAGUUGCCCUGUCUCCCUCCUCUGGAGAUCCCUUCUGACAUGUGUGUCUAGGGACAAUGAACUCCCAAGCUGCGCUGUAGAGAAUGCAUGCCUCUGUCAGGGCGGCCGGCCAAGUCUGUGUUCAUCUCCAAAUAAAUGUUAAGACCUCUGGUAUAA